Molecule: messenger RNA, 978 nt
Organism: Cavenderia fasciculata
Lineage: Eukaryota; Evosea; Eumycetozoa; Acytosteliales; Cavenderiaceae
Exons: 1
Coding region: 1-978 (325 amino acids)
Source: RefSeq, a predicted model, not a curated record
AUGCACUCUUUAAUCAUUAUCAUCUUUAUUUUGUCAAUCUUUGUUUCGUUUGUUGUUUCUCAUGACAACAACCAUUAUGGUGUUGUUUACAACGCAUCAUCAUCAUCAUCAUCUUUAUUCUCAUCGUUCAACCAUGUUGAACUUCAAUCAAUUAGCAUCAACAACGAUAAUUAUGUUUGCAAUAACACCUUAUCUUUCAACCAUGUUGAACAUCAACCAAUUCCAAUCAUUUCCAUUGCUCAUAAAAAUAAAUCCUUUUCAUUUGUUCACGCAUUAUCUAUUAAUAAUUCAAGUGAUAUUAUUGUGUCCCAAUGUCAAUCACAACCAUUACCAUUACCAUUACUUUCAAAUUAUUCAACAACCAACAACCUCAUUCUUUUAGAAGAAAGGGAGAUGACUGUUCAAUUGAACAGAAACUGCACCAGCAACAAUACAAUUUCAAACACUUGUUUAGACAAUAAUCCAAUCAUUAGUUUUCCAUCAAUGUCCUAUGACAUAAUAAUUCAAUAUAAUUCAAGCGAUAUUGUUGUGUUACCAUUUCCAUCACAAUCACCAUUAAUAUUAAAUCAUUCAAUAAAGGAUGAGGAGGAGGAAGAAGAAGAAGAGGAGGAGAAGUUUAUUCAAUUUCCAUCAAUGAACCAGAGUUCAAUUUUAUUUUAUCCUUUAACAUCAAUCUCAUUGUCCAACAACAAUGAUGAACAUCCAUUCAACAUUUCAAUCAUUUAUUAUAAUAUUAUUAACAUCAACAAUAAUAAUAAUGAAUCUGUCUCACUUCUUCGUUCAUUAUACAUGUACAUUCCGUUUAAUUCAAGUGAUGUUUCGACCUAUUGUCAAUCAUCACCAUUACUCUUAAAUCAUUCAACAACCAACCAUUUUCUUUUAGCUGAAGAGGAGGAGUCAAUUCAAUUGAACAACAAUACAUCAUCUUUAUUCUCAUUGUUCAACCAUGUUGAACAUCAAUCAACCAUUUUAUUUUAA